UCCAGCACGAGUUUUUAGGGCAAAGCACUUCCCUGUGGUUCGUCAUAGAACGUGCUGCUAGCCCUUUGUGAUACCACCUAGCGAUACCACCUAGCUCGUGGCCCUUGCGAUACCACCCUUGCGAUACCACCCAUUCGUGGCCCUUGCGAUACCACCUAGCUCGUGCUGCUAGUCUCCGUUUUUCGUGACUCUGGUGCGUUCUUUUCAUCUUGGCCCUACACGUUCCCAUUCCGAAGGACCUAGAAAAGGAACGGCAAUAAGGAGCCGCUCCCUUCGUCAGCAGCAGGUGCUCUAAGAUAUGCAGAAUAGUUGCGGAACCGGCACGACGAGAAGAAGCGGCGCUUUUCGUAGUAGCUGUCAAAGCGGCGAGUCGCAUAGGGGAGACGGCGGUCUGGAUCCGGACGACCGAUCCCUCCUCUGGCGUUUCGAAACGGCGAAUCGCAGAGCGCGAAAGGCAAACGAGCCGAAACGACUCGCUUGGGAACGACGACGGUAGCGAACUGUAGCGAAACGAUCGUGGGAGAAAAACAGUCGACGAGCGUUAAGGGGGAACGGGUCGAAGGGACGAACAGCCGGAGAGGGGAGGGCGAGAAGCAGGAAAAGGGGAGCGAGGAGCGGCAUUCAGCGGCAAAUGGCGGGAGAUGACGAGCUACCAGCCGGCAUACUAGGUACAGCAGUACGAUCCGCCGCUUCGCCGGCAACUAUGGCUUCUGCGGCGGGAAACGGGACCAUGGGUGCUGCGAAGUCCGCAGCAACAGGCUCUUCUGUUGUAGAAGCUAAGACAAUGGCGCGUACGUCGGCCCCAGCAGCAAUACCAGCAUCGGGAGGAGGUCUAGGUACAGCCGCUAAUUCCGCCGCCGCCGCCGCUGCUGCUGCGCCAGCAAUCCCCUUAUUAACGGCGUCACCCUCCCCAUCGUCCUCAUCAGCAUCCACGUCAGCGUCCGCCUCGCCUUCCCCCUCCCCUUCCCCUUCCCCCAUACCUUCCCCUUCCGCCCGCUCCGCCGCCUGGAUGCCCCGCUCCGCCUCCGCCGCGCCCAUCGUCCACUCCACCCCGCCGCUUCCGCGGCCUCCCCCGCCCCAUCCGCUGCAGCGGGAGUCUUUCGCGGAGCACCUGGCGGAAGAGCCCUCGCCGCCCUCGCCGCCUCCGCCGCUUUACCCCUUCGGCGCAGCGCAAGCGCCGGGCGUGUUGACGUUCGUCUGCGAAACGCCACGUGGCUUCGCGGGGAGGCAGGAGGUGAAGGGGUGGGACGCGCAAGGGAACGUGCAACUCGGGCGGUACAUGUACUUCCCCAAGGAAACGCCGUGGCAUUACGGGUUCUUACCCCAGACCUGUGGCGGAAGCGGCGGCGGCGCCAGCGGCGGCGGCGGCGGUGGCGGAGGGGGAGAGGUGGAGCGGGUGGCUAUGAUGCGACGCGGGUACAGCGUCGACGGUCAUAAUUAUUCCCUCUUAGACGUGCAGUCAGGCGAGCCAAUACCGAGUCGCGGGAAAAACCAGAACCAGAACCAGAUCCAAUACCAGUAUCCGAAUCAGCACCACGGGAACUCCUCGCACCACUACCAUCACCUGCCGCAGUCCCCCUCCCAGUCGCAGCACCUGUCGCACACCCAGUCGCAGCAGUCGUCGCAAUCGCAGUCGCCGUCGCAGUCGCAGUCGCAGUCGCAGUCGCAGUCGCAGUCGCAGUCGCAGUCGCAAUCGUCGUCGCAGGGCCCCCUGUCGCCUCUCCUCCUCGGGUGCCCGUUAGAAGUCCUAGAUAUCGGAUCCGCGAAACGCAAAGUCGGAGAGUCGUACCCCGUGCGCGUGCUCGCGGCGCUCUGCGUGAUGGAGGGGACACGUCAGCCGCGGCCGUCGUGGAAGAUCGUGACGAUCGCGGCGACGGAUCCGAUGGCGGAUCUGAUGACACGUGUCUCGGAAGUGAGCAAGGGCGGCGGCACGCUCGGGGAUGUGCUGCGAGACGUGCACAGCGAUCUAAAGGCGCUGGUGAACUCGAAAGCAGACCUCCCUCGCUCGCAGGACCAGGCUAUGGGGGUAGACGGCGCAACCAGCAUAGUCUCCCAAGCACACGCCAAAUGGACCGAGUUUCUCGCCACACGGGAGCGCCUACUCCCUCUCCAAAACAACCUCUCCCUCUCCUCCCCUUCCGCCUCCGCUGCCCCGAGCCUCUCCCCCUCCGCCCUCCCCUCCCCUUCCUUCUCCACCACUUCCCUCUCCGCGUUCUCUUCUUUCCGCUCAUCCUCUCUCUCGCUCCGCUCCCCUGCAUCCGUUCUCUUCCCCCGAAGCCAGUCGGUUAUGGCUGGGGGGGUGACAGCAAUAGGGGAAGGGGAAGGUGGGGAGGGGGGAGGUGUAAACGGCCCAGGGGUUGGGGGAGGAGGGGUAGGAGGAGGGGAAGGAGGAGGAGUGGUGGGAGGAUAUAGAGAGCACCAGCAUGGAAAGCGGAGGCAGCAUCAGCAUCGGUUUAUGGCAAGUGCGAGCACCAGCAGCAGCAGUGGCAGCGGUGGCAGCAGCAGCGGGAGUGGGGGGAGCCGCCUGGCCGAAGAAUUGGCGUUAUCCGGACUAGACACUGCUGCUGGUGCUGCUGCUGGCAAUGAUACUGUUACUGGGCACAGCAUAGCACGGGAAACUAGAGGAGGAGGAGCAGGAGUAGUUGCAGGAGGAGGAGCAGGAGCAGGAGCAGGGACAGGAGGAUCGGGCCAUGGGGUGGCAGCAUCGGCACAGCCUGACGACAUUCUAGACGCCAUGCCUCCUGGCAUGCGCUUUGCUGCGCUCAGGAGCUUCAGUGGCCCGCUCGUACCCCAUGCAAGGAAACGCUCUCAGCGCGGGGCUGCUGCUGCCGCCUUGGGAAUCGAUGAACCCUCCUCUGCUGCCAAAGGGAGCGGCAGUGGCAGUGGCAGUGGCAGUGGCAGUGGCAGUGGCAGUGGCAGUGGCAGUGGCAGUGGCAGUGGCAGUGGCAGUGGCAGUGGCAGUGGCAGUGGCAGUGGCAGUGGCAGUGGCAGUGGCAGUGGCAGUGGCAGUGGCAGUGGCAGUGGCAGUGGCAGUGGCAGUGGCAGUGGCAGUGGCAGUGGCAGUGGCAGUGGCAGUGGCAGUGGCAGUGGCAGUGGCAGUGGCAGUGGCAGUGGCAGUGGCAGUGGCAGUGGCAGUGGCAGUGGCAGUGGCAGUGGCAGUGGCAGUGGCAGUGGUGGUAGCAGCAGUGUGAACGGUGCAAGCAGGGGUGUCAGCCGUUCGAGGGCAGGAGGGGGGAACACGGAGGAGGGGAGCAUGGGGGGGCAUUCAAGCUCUAGCUCUGGCUACUCCAGAAUGCCUGGUGCUGCUUCUUCUACUGAUGCUGCUGCUGCUGCUAAUGCUUCUAGUGGUGCCGCUGGUAGUGCUUCUGCUGAUGCUGCUCGCCUUGCCCCGGGCAAUCCCAGCGCUGCUGCUGCUGCUGCUGCUGCUGCUGAAUCCCUUAGUCCAGGACGGCACUCCACUCUGGGUCCGGCCAGCAGCAGCUACAAGCAUCAGCACAGCCACAGCCAUGACAACACAAUCCGCAGCAGCAACAGCAGCAGCAGUAACACCAGCACCACCAGCACCAGCACCAAGGGCGGCGGCAGCAGCAGCAGCAACAGCCAGGGCAGCAAGAGCCCUCAUGGGAUGAGUUUCCGCAUGCGAGCGGCGUCGAAGCUGCAAGUGGCUAUCUCUUUCCGCUCCCUGCGCUCCCUCUCCCGACUCGCGCUCUCCCCAAGAGGCCCCCCUCCCACUCCACCCCAACCCCCCAGUCCGCCCUCCUCAGUUCAUCGCACCACACCCCUUGCCGCUGCUGCUGGUACAGCUACUGCCGCUGCUACUGGUGGUGGUGGUGGCGCUGCUGGUGGUGCUGCUGCCGUUGGUGCUGCUGCUGGUGCUGCUGGUCUUGGAUUCCCACCACUCCUGCAUGCAGCAUCCUCGCCCCCCCCUCUCCCCCCUCUUGUCCCCCACUCCCCAGCUUCGGGCGCAGUAGGACGAGCAGGAGGAGGAGGGUCCGGGCAAGGAGAUAGAGAAUCAUUCUCAGCAGCACCAGGAGAAAAAUCCUCUCUCUCCUCUCCUGCCGCUGCGGUCCCAGUAACCCCGCGCUCAUCCCACACGGAUGCCUACCUUGCGUCCCCCACCACCCCCUCCUCCUUCUCCUGCCCGGCCUCCUCCCCUCGCUCCCUCCCCCCCACGUCCCCCCUCUCCUGCCGCCGUCGCCACGCCCGCUGGCCGAAGCACUGGGACUCUCCUCAUGUGGAAACAAUACAUAGGAGCUCUGCUGCUCGAUCCACCACACUUUCGGCAGAAGGAGCAGCAGCCACUGCCACUGCUGCUGCUGCGGCUGCUGCCACAGCUGCUGCCGCAGGGGUGGCUGUAGGGUCUUCUCCAAGGGCGUAUUCAGGUACUACCCUGGGGGGGUUUGCUGCGAGCACCAGCUGUGGCAGUGGCGGUGGCGGUGUUGCCGUGGGGCCCAGCGGAUUGGGUGGUGGAGGAAGAGCGAGAGGAAGCAGUGUAGGAGGAACUUUGAACUCAGGUGUUUACACACCACCGGCACACAUGACACAGGCCACAGUGUCUUCUCCUUCUUUCACGGUCGCCGGGAAUGGCACUCGAGGUGCGGGAGAGGAGGUUGACUCGGCCCACUCCCUGUCCCCAGUUGCAGUUGAAUUCAGCCAAGCUGGAUCUGCUAGUGCAGGCAACGGGAGCCGGUUGCGAGCUUCGACGGAAACACCAGCAGAAGCAGCAACAGCAGCAGCAGCACCUGCUCCAGCGGCGGCUGCUCCAGCCAAAGGGGACAGCAGUACCACAUCUACAAGUGUAGAGAGGGCAGCAGCAGCAGCAGCAAAAGCAGCAGCAGCAGCCGCAGCAGCACCAAUUGAAACAACAGCAGGCAUGUUGGGGAGAGGGGGCGGAAAGCCAGGUCUGCCUCCUGUCCCAACCUCUCCCCUCGCCCUCCACCGCCCCCCUGCUCUCAGAAUCCAACCCGGUGGGGAGAAUUGAUUUGAAGCACAAGGAAGAGGAAGAAGGGUUGGGUACUUUGCUCAAGUGCAGAGGCAUGCCAGCGAUUACAGCAUAGUCCAAAGUCAAGCUUCGAAGUUGACCUGAAAGCCAAGGGUUUGGAAGCACAAAAAAGGGGGCAGGAUUGGAGGCCUUGUGCAAGACAUCUGGAUUCCGGAGACACCCGACGAGCUGGAUUCGCCACCCAAGUCUCCCAGUUUCUCGUGCUGCACUCAUUCCUUGCGUUCUAUUGUCCCUCUCAGUCUCACAUCCUUUCCUCGUUCUGUCUCUCUCUUACUCUCAUCUCAAUAUGUCUCUCUCGUUCUGUUUUCCCCUCGCUCUCUCACACGCUCUCUCCCUCUCGAUUUUCUCCCUGCUUUUUCGCCUCAUUUUCUUUUCCGUUGUGCUCCACACUGGGCACAAAAACCAUUCAGUGCCCAACCAUAGUGCUCUUUUUCCUUGAGCUUGUCGUCCUCUAUUUUCCUGCAUCAGACGAAGCACUUUGCAGGUCAUACAUGUCUGAAACUAGGAUCUAGGUAGGAGGAGCCAUGGAUAUGGCGAAAGGUUUUAGGCUAGGAAAGUUGGUGAGAAAAGAGAAUUAGGAAAGAAGAGGGGGAUACAAGGAGGGGUGUUGUACCCCCUACAGUAA
Closterium sp. NIES-67 is the source of this 5627-nucleotide messenger RNA. NCBI's taxonomy places the organism in Eukaryota, Viridiplantae, Streptophyta, Zygnematophyceae, Desmidiales, Closteriaceae. The record is from the annotation of a GenBank genome assembly.